AUGUGUUGUCACUGGCAGGGCUGUGUUGGAGUCAGGGAGGAGGAUGUGGAGUUUGAAGAGGAGCUCUAUACAGCAGGAAAUGUUGUCGUCUGGAGCCAGGGCAGUCAAACCUCAACCUCCAGUGUAUACAAGGCCUUCACUGUUGACAGCCCAGUGCAGCAGGCUUUAUGGUGCAACUUUGCUGUUCCUCAGAACAAGAAAGAGGAGGAAGAAGUAGAGAAGACAGUAUGUAUCAUCCAGAGUAGCUGUGUCAAUGUUCACACUGUGACUGGGAAGGAUUUCAUCUCACCGCUGCCCUUCCAGGUGUCCAAAGUCUGGGCUACCAAGUUUGGACUGUUGUUGGAACGAAAAAAUGCAGCAACUGACGCACAGCUCAGCUCCCCCGGGGAACCUUUGCCCACAGUAUUCAGCAUGCUGCAUCCACUAGAUGAGAUUGCACCAGUAGUGUGUAAACCUGCAGGCCUGUUUGAAGGCUCUCGUGUACAGUAUGUGUCCGACUCCACCAUGAAGAUAGUGUUCAGCUGCUGCCAGCCCUCUAUAGUUGUCUCCUAUGACACUGUACAGGGAAUACAUUCUGUUUGGGCCCUGCGCAAAGUCACACAUAAGGAGUGUUCUACAGUCCUGCGGUGUCCAGCAGAGCCGGUUAGUACCCCGUUGGGUUUGAUGACUCAACUCCGUAAUGCCUCCCGCCUGGACUCCCCCAGUGGUAGUGGGGCAGCUGGACUCUAUCCUGGAACUGGAACAGGUUUUCCUGUUGGUACUUGCUCUCCUCUCCACUACAGCGCUCUGCACAGCCACCAGAGCAGGAUCAUGACAUCUUCACCAGGAUUACACUCCCGUGCGCACUCUCCAAGUAUAUCCAAUAUGGCUGCCCUCAGUCGCGCCCAUUCUCCAGGUAUGGCGGCACCGUCCUUUACAGGCAUGGCUCGUUUCAACACGUCUUUGCAUAGCCCAUCCCCCAAGGGGCACCAUGGCUUGUUACACUCUCCAAACAGCACGGUCAAUGAGACGAUGCUGAUGCCAGAGAUGGAGCCCAUCAUACCCGACCUCUGCAUGGAGCAGUUGUGGAGUGAGACGACUGCUGCUGGGUGUCACAGAGAGAUGAACAGCCAAGCAUCUAAAGUAUUCCUCACAUCUGACUUUUGUGAGAACCACUACCUGUGUUUCCUGGUGGAGUCUCAUCAGCAGCUCAGAUGUGUGAAGUUUAUUGUGAGCAAUGAUUCCUCUCAGCUCAUCUUUGCCUCUGUCACAGCCAUCCCUGCCAAAGAUGCAGAACCUCUGCAGAAUAUAGAUGCCAUGCUGGUUCUGGAGGCCUGUGGCAGUCUGGUUCUCUAUACAGGAAUCAUGAGGGUCAGUAAAGUGUUUGUCCCCGGCCUCCUGUUGUCCACCCUCAGCCUAACCAACCACAUCCCUCACUUCGGCGCACCAGUGGAGACUGUUAGCACACCAGCUAAAGCUGGCAGUAGGCAUAUCCAAAGACUGGAAGAGGCUGUGAUGCCUUCACCUGUUUUAGAGCAGAUGGGUCCAAACAUUAAACACCAUGAAGCUUCAUUCUUGGAGGAUUACACCUUCCAUCAAGCCACGCCCUACACCUGUGCCAUGCGGGACCCUGUCUGCAACCGGGUCACUCUGGAGCUUAGCAAUGGCACAAUGCUGCGGAUAUCUGUCCCAGAGAUUGCUACCUCUGAGCUGGUAAGGCGAUGCCUUCAGGCGAUUUGUUUCAUUCUACCCAAGGAAGCUGCCAUGAAGGUUUUGGUGAAGUGGUAUAACAUGUACAAUGCCCCUGGUGGCCCCAGUGCCCAUGCAGAAUGGAACCUGUUUGUCAUCUGCUUCAUGACACUAAUGGGUUACAACACUGAGCGCCUGAACUGGACAAAAAAUCUGCAUUUUGAACUGCCUCUUUCUCCAGUGAUUGCAGCCAAAAAGGCUCGUCCCUCUGAUGGAGGCUCUGAUGAGGACUGGGACUACUUGCUGGGGUCUCUUUACCAGCAUCAGAUGAAUUUCCAGCCUGUCUGCGGUCCUGUGAACUCCAGUGGCUAUAACAACACUCUCACCACAGAGACUGAGGGCCUGUCCUCUACGUCUCCCUCCAGCCCAUCGCUAAAGUUGGACAGUUCAGCUCCUCUCUUCCCCCACAUUCCUGCCCUUUUCUACGUUCUCCAUCUGCUCUAUCAGGAGCUACUCCUGGAUGAGCUGCAGAGAGCAAGAGCCUCAUUACUGGUCUGUCUGCUUCAGCAGCUGGCCAGGGACCUCCAGUUGGAUGAAUAUGUGGAUCUGUACUGGAGAGACUACCCUUCAUUAAUUAGUAGCUUCGCUGAGAGCUGCCUCAUAGACCAGGCUCUGAUUGGUCAGUUGCAGUGUCCCUCCUUCCUGAAGGCGGAACCUCCCUGUGUUUUCAGCUGGCUCAGUAGCUGUCUGAGAGGGGAGGAGAUCCCACCUUUCCCUUACCUGCUCGGCAUCUGUCAGAGGACCAGGCUGCUGGUUCUGAGUUAUGCUCUCUACAUCAUUGGAGAUGAAAAUGCUACUUCAACAGAUGGCUCAAAGUAUCUGGUCAAGUUCUCUGCAGGCCACAAGUCCUGUGCCAGUGAAGUACAGUACAGAAGACAAAGCAGUGUGAAGGUCAUGGUUUCCCGUGAGAGUCUGGCUGAGCAGCUGGUGGUCUGGCUCACCUCAGAAGGUUUCACCCUGAAGGACUUGGAGUCAGUCCCCUUCGGUGUAGCUCUGCCCAUCAGAGAGGCAAUCCACCGCUGCCGGGAGCAGCCGUGUUCAGAUUGGUCAGAGGAGGUCUGUCUGCUGAUUGGGCGACAGGAUCUGACCAGACAAGCCCACAAGAUGACCCUGGCCAAGAACACAGCUUCUGUAGGUUCAGGUCUGUCCUUGGAACCUCCUGCAACCACAGAAGCAGAUGAGGAGGAAGAUGGGAUGUCGGACAUAAUUCAAGAGGUGACAGGACUGAUAUGGAAUCAGGAUCUGAGGGUGCAGGAGGUCAGGAGGCUCCUCCAGAGUUCCAGGCCGGUCCGAGUCAGUGUUAUCCAGCUACCGGAGGUUUCUGACCAUGAGUACAUUGAAGAGAAAGAGAACAAACUCCUGCAGUUGUGUCAGAGAACCAUGGCUCUCCCUGUUGGCCGAGGCCUCUUUACUCUCUUCUCUUACCACCCUGUACCGACUGAACCUUUACAUGUGCCCAAACUGAACCUGACAGGCCGUGCACCGCCUAGGAAUGCUAUGGUGGAUCUGAACAGUGGGAACAUUGAUGUUCCUCCCAACAUGACCAGCUGGCCCAGCUUCCACAACGGAGUAGCUGCUGGACUUAAAAUAGCUCCUGCUUCACAGGUGGACUCAGCCUGGAUUGCCUACAACAAACCAAAGAGCCCUGAGCUGGCCAAUGAGUAUGCAGGCUUCCUUAUGGCCCUGGGCCUCAACGGACACCUCACCAAACUGGCCACGCUCAACAUACAUGACUACCUCACCAAGGGCCAUGAGAUGACCAGUAUUGGGCUCCUGCUGGGUGUGUCUUCAGCCAAACUGGGCACCAUGGACAUGUCAAUAACCCGUCUCCUCAGUAUACACAUCCCUGCCCUGCUUCCACCCACUUCUACUGAGCUGGAUGUACCACACAAUGUUCAGGUUGCUGCUGUGAUUGGCAUUGGGCUGGUGUACCAGGGAACAGGACACAGACACAAUGCUGAAGUCUUGCUCUCUGAGAUAGGUCGACCCCCUGGUCCGGAGAUGGAGUACUGUACAGACAGAGAGUCCUAUUCACUCGCUGCUGGACUAGCCCUGGGUAUGGUCUGUCUGGGGCAUGGCAGUAACCUGAUUGGAAUGACAGACCUGAAUGUCCCUGAGCAGUUGUAUCAGUACAUGGUGGGGGGUCAUCGCAGAGCUCAGGCCGGGGCCAACCGGGAGAGACACAAGUCCCCCAGCUACCAAAUCAAGGAAGGUGACACAAUCAAUGUGGAUGUGACAUGUCCAGGGGCCACCCUGGCCCUCGCCAUGAUCUACCUCAAGACUAACAACAGGUCGAUUGCUGAUUGGCUGAAGCCUCCAGACACUUGGUUCCUGCUGGAUUUCAUCAAGCCAGAGUUUCUGCUGUUAAGGACACUUGCUCGGUGUAUUAUCAUGUGGGAUGAAAUCCUCCCUAAUACUGAGUGGGUGAGGAGUAACAUACCCCAGAUUAUGAGAGGAACUUUUGACCCCUCAGAAGACAUUAACAUGGAGACAAUGGCCCAAGCCCAAGACUACAUUACAGCUGGGGCCUGCAUGGCACUGGGCUUACGCUUUGCUGGCUCUGCCAACUCCGAUGCCUUUGACUGCCUCUAUGAAUUUGCCAGAACCUUCAUGAAGAUUAUGUCCUUCGCUGGUACAGCUGCGGUGCAGACGGGUUUUUACAACCUGCAGACUGGUCUGUCAAUGAUUCUGCUAGCUAUGUCCAUGGUGAUGUCCGGCACCGGGAACCUGAAGGUCUUGCAGCUCUGUCGCUUCUUCCACAAGCGAACUGGCGGCGAGAUGAACUAUGGUUUUCACAUGGCUCAUCACAUGGCGCUGGGCCUGCUGUUCCUGGGAGGGGGCAGAUACACCCUGAGCACCUCCAACUCAGCCAUCGCUGCCCUGCUGUGUGCCUUGUACCCACACUUCCCUGCUCACAGUACUGACAACCGCUACCACCUGCAGGCCCUGCGGCACCUGGUUGUGCUAGCUGCAGAGCCACGCCUGCUGGUCCCUGUGGAUGUGGACUCGCUGAAGCCCUGCUACGCCCUCUUAGAGGUUACCUACAAGGAGACCAAGUGGUACGAGGAGACGACCGUAGAGCUGAUGGCUCCUACCAUGCUUCCUGAGCUGCACCUUCUCAAACGGGUGAAGGUGAAGGGGCCACGUUAUUGGGAACUGUCCAUAGACCUCAGCAAAGAAACACAACAUCUGAAGUCCAUCCUGUCCAGAGAUGGGGUAUUGUAUGUGAAACUACGGGCCGGCCAGCUGCCCUACAAAGAUGACCCUCAGGGCUGGAAGAGCCUGCUGGCCUCCACCAUCAACCACCACAACUCUGGAGUACGAGCCUUCAAGCCUGAAACCAUCUCUGCUUUCACCUCUGAUCCCGCCUUGGUCUCCUUUGCCGAGUUCUUCUGUAAAGCAUCUGAAGGAAUGAGACAUAGAGAGGAUACUUUGGCAUUAUUCUCAGCCAUGUUGUAUGAAUGUGUGACGCAGGAGUGUCCAGAGAUGCUGCCCACGUAUAUUGCUAUCGAGCAGACAGUAGCUGCUUUGCGCCGGGGUGACCUGCUGCAGACCUUUAACCUGUGGCAGCUGCGUCUGGUGGUGGAGUUGUGGGACAGCAGGGUGCUGCAGGGUCCCACUAGCCGCAAUGAUACACUGCUCACCUCUGAGUUUCUGCCCGUCAUGAAGAACAUGGUGGAUGUUGCACUGGAUGGCUGGCUCAGAGCCAACAGCUCAGUGUUGCGGUCCUACAUGAGGGGCGAGGCCCUUCCUAAGGACGCCCAGUCCAUCAUGCUGGCCUGCAUCCUGGUGUACCGCUCCAUCCCCUGCCUCAGGAACACACAAACACAGCUCGAAGGCUGCAGCUCACUCGGGGAUUUCCUGUCACGUAGCAGCCAGUUGGGCAUCCCUCUCAAAGACCUGCUGAGGCUGGUACCCAUCUUGCUGGGCUCUUCGUCCGGACCACAGCCACUGCCGGGCUUCCCUUUGCAAGCAUUUUGAUCCUAGUGCUCUGCACUAGUCAGAUGACUAGGAGCCCAUCAGAGCUGCAGUUCAUAGCCCUCUGCGAGCAUCGGUAGGACAGAUAGCCGAGUUCUGCCUAUGGCGCCUGUUGGAGUGUACAGCAAGUGGGACCAAAUGCAACAAAAUGUCUGUCUGUGUCACUGCAGUGUGCCUGAGCUGCAAAUGAGAAGAACUGUUGUGAAAAUAGACUUUCCUUCUCAAUCAAUAGAAAAAGGAAUAACUAAUAUUAGUGUUUUGUAAUAUAAUAUUUCUGUUUGGUUUUUUUGUUUGCUUUUUACAACACAAAGAAUGUAGACAUUUUUGUGAUACACUAAAUCCAGAGUGGGGACUGUCUUCAGCAGACGACCUUUCUUCAUCGCCAAACAAAGACAGAAACAAGUGGUCAGAGAUGGUCAAUCACCCCAGUGUCCGUGCUGCCUGUCAGACCUCUCCUGUGAGCAGGCGAAGACCUAAGCAAGACAAUAAAAUAGUCCCUGCACACUCUAUGAAUACUGUGGUUUAUGUGGUGUCUUAAUGUUUUUGAAGACGAUCAUUUCCAGGGUGUUGUUUCAUUUUUCUGAUGAAGGUCUUGCUGCUCAUUCAGCCACUGUGUUCUGUCAUUGGCUAAAACAACACAGCCUCCAUACAGCAUUGUCAUGUGUUUGUUUAACACAGACUUCAUUGUUGUAGUGCCAGCAUUGGUUCUCUGUGAUCAAGAUGAAGUUCUUUUGAAGUAAGGUGGGGAUUAAAGCAGGUUGUUGGUUCGUUUUGGGUGGUUCCUCACAUGAAAGGAAUCCCUGAAUCCUCCAGUGGUUUGAUAGUAAAAAUCAAAUGCCCUCCCCCCGACAAAUUACACGGGGGUUUAAUCAACUUUUGCACUUAGUUGGG
This is a messenger RNA of Monopterus albus (swamp eel), 6597 nucleotides long. RefSeq names its product anaphase promoting complex subunit 1 (gene anapc1). Gene Ontology annotation, molecular function: molecular adaptor activity. Bases 1 to 5709 code for a protein of 1902 amino acids. The record is from RefSeq and is a predicted model, not a curated record. The transcript is spliced from 51 exons. Gene Ontology annotation, cellular component: anaphase-promoting complex. Gene Ontology annotation, biological process: anaphase-promoting complex-dependent catabolic process; metaphase/anaphase transition of mitotic cell cycle; protein K11-linked ubiquitination. Lineage: Eukaryota; Metazoa; Chordata; Actinopteri; Synbranchiformes; Synbranchidae.